GUCAGUACCUGUUUUAUCGUGACUCCGCUCUGGACACUGGAAAAGAUUUUAUACAAAAAGGGAGAUUAUUUUGAUAAACAACGUGUGAUCAUGAUCCGCAAAGAGUGUCGCCGAGAGCAAGAAAUGUCAAAUAGCAAGUGACUAGAAAAAAGGAAAAUGGAAAGUUAGAUAAUAAAUGAGUGAAAAUGGCGAGGGAAGAUCAUGAAUUAUCUUUGGCUGUUUCUGAAAUGGUGGUGGCGAACGACAAGAGAUCCACGGAGAACGGCCUCCCGCGGCGCCUCCGAACAGCCUACACCAACACUCAGCUCCUAGAACUUGAGAAGGAAUUCCACUUCAAUAAGUACUUGUGUCGGCCGCGGCGGAUAGAGAUAGCCGCCUCGCUGGACCUGACGGAGAGACAGGUGAAGGUGUGGUUCCAGAACCGUCGCAUGAAGCACAAGCGCCAGGCGAUGACCAAGAGCGACGACCCCGACAAGAAGUCGGGCGGCGGCCGCCACCGCGCCGACGACGCCACCAACAACAACACCAAGUCGGCGCCGUCGUCGCCCGACAGCAUGUGCUCCUCCGACGUCAAGAAGGAGGAGAGCAACGACAGUCUGCCUCUGGGCGGCGGCGCGGGUGGCAGCGGCGCGGGUGGCCCCCUCCCCUCCGUGGGGCCGGGGGCGCCCGGGGGCGGCCCCCCCGGCUCGGGCCUCGCGCCCCUCGCCGCGCUCGACACGACCAAGGUCAAGUGCGAGGACUCCGAGGGCGUGCGCUACCCGGGCCCGGCGGCCUUCGGGGGUGAGGGCGUGGGCCUCAAGGACGGGCCCGGGGGCGGGGCGCAGGACACGGCCCCCCUCAACACCCCGCCCAUCCCGCGCGCCACGCCGCCCCUCACGCCCGCGACGCCCACGCCCUCCCCUGCCCACCUGGCGGGAGGCGCCCGGGGCGUGCCCGGGUCCCCCGCCCUCACCACCCCGCCCAUCACAUCCAGCAGGGGAGGCCCGCCGCCCGCGCCCACCACCACCGCAGUCUCCGCCUCCGCAGCCGCAGGCGCAGCCUCCACCACGAACACCUUGCCGUCGCACGGGUUCGCCGUGAACUCCGGCGGCCGCGGCGCCGCCCGCAGCGCCUCCUUCUCCUACUGCGGCGCAGAGGGCAAGGGGCGCGGCAUGGCCGGCAGCUACCCGGGCGCGUACCGAGGGGCGUGGGUCGACCAGUACCGGGGCAUGGGGCGCGCCACGCCGCCCCAGUUCAUGGCCAACGCCAACAGCCGCGCCUCCGGCACCCACGCCUACGACUACACGUGCGCGCAGCAGCACCAACAGCAGCAACAGCAGCAGCAGCGCGGCCAGCACAUGUACAACGGCGGCUACGGGAUGGACGGCUACUCCUACAACCGGCACUACUACAACAACAACAUGAUGUGCGCCGACGGCUACUCCAGCUACAACUACAUGUACGGCAGCGGCGGCAUGUACGCGUGCCAGGGCGACGCCUCGGGCCACCAGUACUAUGAUUCGUACGGCAUGGCGGGCGCCACCGGCUACGAGCACGCAGACAAGGGCUCCGGCAUGGCCUCGAUGACGGCCAACAAUCCUGCCAACAUGGCCAACAUGGCCAGCAUGAACAACAUGUCUCAGGGCGGCGGCGGCGGCUACUACGGCGGCGGCGGAGCCAACGGCACGAGCGCGGACGGCGUGGCCUACCAGGAGCAGCAGUACGCCAACCACCAGCAGACCCACGAGCACGACCUCAACUUCACGUUCAACUUCUUCGAGCAGGGUGGCGGCGGGGGCGGCGGCGGCGGCGGGGCCAACGGCGCUGCCGGCGGCGCGGGGGGCGGCACCGGCGGCAGCACGGCGCCAAGCGAGAACAGCAACUCCUCCGACUUCAACUUCCUCUCCAACCUGGCCAAUGACUUCGCGCCCGAGUACUACCAGCUAAGCUGAGUUCGCGCGGCGUCCGGCAGCGAGGGCGGCGACGCGUGCGAUCUGAUAGACUUCAUGUGAUGCGCAAAAGAGAAUUUAAAAAGGAUAAGAAAUAGAUAAUUUUUAUAGACCAUUUAUUAUUUGUGAUUCUCCUACAUUGACAGUUAGCAAAAAAGAUGUACGUGUGAGCAAGCGAAGGGCGUCCGAGGCGCGCGAGUGAGCCCCCGCGGCCGCCCAGGGCUGGCCUCGAGAGGGCCAGAGCCUCCCGGCCGAGGCGCCCGCGGGAGGCCGUGCCGCGACGCCGCAGCCCGGGAACUGGUCCUGCUUCGUGUUAACGGUGAUGAGUGUGUGUAGUGUGUGAAUUGUGUAGGGUAUGAAUAACACCCUAGUGUCAAGUGGCACUUAGUGUCAUCCGGACUGCGCCGCACGGAUAGGUGCCGCCUGUGGCCGGGCACCACCUGGCCAGAAGUGCCACAAUCGUGUCCUUUUGUGCAUGGCACCAUUAUGUCCCUUGUUGAUGUAUGAAUAUCACUGACCCCAGAAUGUGUUCCAGUGCAUGGCACUUGUGUGUGUCACGUGUCUUGUGUGAGUGCCACACUGUAUCCUGCAGCCGCUUGGUGACCGAACCAUUGCCAAGGGAACCAUGCGCCGCGCGGAGCGAGUGUCACGUAGCGGUGUGGUGCCAGUCAUUCCAACGCCCCGUAGAUGUCCCCCCCCCAUCCCCCCGUGCGCGGUAGCCGUGUAGUCGCCCGUAAUUCCUCUCUCCCGUAGGGUUAAGCUUCGGCGGCCUCGACCUGAGGCCGCCGGUGAUAUGGGGUCAUCAUUCUGUUGUCGGAUUUUCAGCAAUAAUUUAUACAACUUUUAAAUUUUUCUCAUUAUUUUUCCAAAUGCUGGGAGCCCACGAGGCUCGGGGACUGAAAUCACGAUAUCUUCCUUAGGUUACUUGGCGAGAGUGAAGAGAGCCGCGUUCGAUAAGAUGCGGUCUAAAAAAAAUAAAAAAUAAAAAAUAUAAAAAAUGAACAAAAGAAACUAAAAAAAGAGAAGAAAACAAAAAAAAUAACGGUCCAUCACGGGAGCCAAUGUCAAACGAGUAUAAGAGUCACGUGACCGAAGGCCCUCUCGCUGCCCUCUGAUUGGUGGAAACGAUUACUCAAAUUUCUAGAACGACUGUGCUUUCGAAAAAUGGCCUCACGAUAUAUGAUAUAUCUUGACUGAGGAAAGCAGGUUGGGAAAAUCAUCUCUGUUUACAUUCCCUUGGUUGUUUAUCAGCGUAUUUUGAUUGAAAUACGCUGCUACUAAAACAAUAUCGAUGGUAAAUACGUUUCCAAAAUGAGCGAUUGAUUUCUGAUUGAACAGGCAACACAGUCUUAGGUUUAUUUACCUCUCCUCCUGUUUCUUUCUUUUUUUCUUUAUCUUUCACCUCCUCUUCUUCCGCUCAUAGUUUUCUUUCUCCUCUGUUUGCUAUUUUUCUUCAUUUUCUUUAGAUUGUCUCUCCUCCUCUCCUCCUCUUUCCCCUUUAACUUUUUCCUUCUUCUCUUCUUUUUUGUCGCCUUUCCUCCUCCUUGUCUUCUUACUCCUCUUCCUCCUCCUC
Messenger RNA from Penaeus indicus, 3501 nucleotides. RefSeq names its product homeotic protein proboscipedia-like (gene pb). The transcript has 3 exons. The record is from RefSeq and is a predicted model, not a curated record. Gene Ontology annotation, cellular component: nucleus. Gene Ontology annotation, molecular function: RNA polymerase II cis-regulatory region sequence-specific DNA binding; DNA-binding transcription factor activity, RNA polymerase II-specific. The coding region runs from base 186 to 1931 and encodes 581 amino acids. Gene Ontology annotation, biological process: regulation of transcription by RNA polymerase II. Lineage: Eukaryota; Metazoa; Arthropoda; Malacostraca; Decapoda; Penaeidae.